AUGACUAACCAAUUACCUGUAGUGCAAUGUGUGGCUAGAGCUCGUAUCCCAACUACCAAGAACGGCCCAGAUAUUUUCUUACAUUUAUAUGCCAACGACAGAGAUAACAAGGAACAUCUUGCUAUUGUCUUUGGUGAAGAUAUCAGGUCGAGAUCGCUUUUCAAACAACGUCCCAACGAUAACCAACAAUCUAGAAUGAUUAGAGGUGCUUAUGUUGGUAAGUUGUAUCCAGGUCGUACCGAGGCUGAUUAUGAUGAUAGAUUGAAUAUGAAGUUGGAGUUUGACCCGGUGACCGGUGACUUACUGGUGGAUCACGACCAUAAGACCGUUUGGGAUCCUGAAAAUAAUACUUUGGUUAGAAUCCAUUCGGAAUGUUAUACUGGUGAAAACGCCUGGUCUGCUCGUUGUGAUUGUGGUGAACAAUUCGAUAGAGCCGGUGAAUUGAUCUCUUCUGAAUUCGACUCCCAAUUCCCCAAAGUCAAAGGUGGUAACGGUCAUGGUGUGAUUGUUUACCUAAGACAAGAGGGUCGUGGGAUCGGUCUAGGUGAGAAGUUGAAGGCUUAUAAUUUACAAGAUUUAGGUGCUGACACUGUCCAGGCCAAUCUUUUAUUGAAACAUCCAGCCGACGGUAGAGAUUUCUCUAUUGGGAAAUCCAUACUGAUUGAUUUGGGGAUCCAAAACAUCAGAUUGUUGACCAAUAACCCAGACAAGAUCUCUACGGUGACUUACCCACCUUAUUUGAAUUGUAUAGAAAGAGUUCCAAUGAUUCCAAUCAAUUGGACUGAUGAAUCCAAGGGGAUCCAUUCUAAAGAAAUCGAUGGGUAUCUAAGGACAAAGGUGGAAAGAAUGGGUCAUUUGCUAUCGCAACCUUUAAAACUACAUUCAGAAACUUCUACACUACAUGCUCAUGCUCAUGCUCAUGACCAAACAACUUUGCCUUUAGUCCAAUAA
Molecule: messenger RNA, 951 nt
Organism: Henningerozyma blattae CBS 6284
Lineage: Eukaryota; Fungi; Ascomycota; Saccharomycetes; Saccharomycetales; Saccharomycetaceae
Gene: RIB1
Product: GTP cyclohydrolase II
Exons: 1
Coding region: 1-951 (316 amino acids)
Biological process (GO): riboflavin biosynthetic process
Molecular function (GO): GTP cyclohydrolase II activity
Source: RefSeq, a predicted model, not a curated record